AUAGCGUUUGCAAAUUAACAUACAAAACUCCUUAUCCUGCAACUCCGUCAGGCUUUUGUUUUGUUCUCCAGACGUUGAUGCCCGAGGAGGUCGUUUGCGCCGUGGAUGAAGGAAAGAAAAUUGAAAGGCACUAAGGGCAAAUCUUGGACGGAGCCGACUCGGGAAAGGAGCGGAGCCCAACUUUCUACGAUGAACUACACCGUAAUUUCAAUGACACAGAAAUAACUUUUCAUUUAUAUUUUACUACAUAAUGAUAGGCUAUUAUAUAAGCCUACAUACAGCAGGGUUGUCGGUUUAGGAGCUCAAUUCUGCCGACUGGGCGUGCACCUAUGAAAGAGAAACAAACACAGGCACGACGAAGGACAGGAGGAUAGCAUGUCAACAAGCACACUCAUCCAACCCAGCCUCAGGGAGAAGAAAGGCAGCUUCUUCAAGCUGAUCGACUCAUUUGCCUGGGAGAUCGGAACUCUGAAGAGGGAGGUGGUGCAGAAGGCUGAGCCAGCAGAGAGGGACCCAGAGCCUGUCAUACUACAGGGGCUGGAUGGGGAAGUGGGAGGUCUGUUUCUACAGGCUCCUCCCUGUGUUGGUGUGGGGGCACGGCUGGCUGGAGCUAGAGAUUCAGGCUACGACUCGUUGCGUAGAAGGAUGAGUGUGCUGGACAGGCUGGUGCAGACGCACGUUGUGUGGCUGCAGCUGGGACUUAACCAUGCAGACUCCACAAGCAUACUGGAACCGCAGCCCACCGGGACGUUUUUGGUGAGGAAGUCGACUACCCUGCAGAGGAAGGUGAUCUCUCUGCGUAUGCAUCAGGACUCUGAGACACCCGUCAAAGACUUCCCUGUGAAGGAGAGUCAAUACACAUUCUCCUUGGAGGGAUCGGGCCUCGGCUUCGCAGACCUGUUCCGUCUUGUGGCCUUCUGCUGCAUCAGCAGGGAUGUCUUGCCAUUCACCCUAAAGCUUCCUGAAGCCAUCUCUGCAGCCAGGACACCAACAGACUUGGAGGAGGUGGCCAAGCUAGGAGCAGGUUUCUGGGACUCUGAGCAUUGCUGCAAAAGUUCUGUCUCCCGGUUGUCCGGAACAACCAUCCAGGACCAAUCACUCAGCCCCCUGGUCACCCGCACCCCGUCCCAGCUUGAGUGUUCCCAGUCCAACGGGGCUCUCUGCUUCAUCAACCCCCUCUUCCUGAAGGUUCACGACCCAGAGGGGGGCAACAACACCCCUCCCUCCUCCACUAGCUACUACAACAACCCCCACCACCUAAACAAUAAUAAUACUACAACAACUACAGCAACAACGGUACAAGUUCAACAGCACUGUACCAGCAACCCGGAGCAACUUAUCGACUGCACAAAUAGCCCUCAACCCCCUAGCAACAGCCCUCAGAGUCCUAGCCCUGGCAACAGCCCCCAGCAUUAUAACAACAGUGUGAGCCAGGCUAAGAGCGUGUCCCGCCCACCACCGCCUCGCCCCCCACCUCCCCAUUGUGCUCCCCGUCGCCCUGCCCCUCCUCGACGCCAGUGCAGCAUGCCUGAGAAGAUUUCCUGGAUCAACCCCCCCAAAGAGAAGGACAGGGUGGGAGAGAGGGAGAAAGGAGGAGAAAGAGAGAAGGGCGGUAGCCUUCUCUCCCGCCUGGGCUCCUCUCUCAGCAUCAGUCCAUCCUCUUCUUUCCUCUUAUCCUCCCCUCCUAAGAAGCUCAGCAUCAGUGCCCCCAUCUCUAUUCCCUUGUCCCUCUCCUCCCCAAGUAGGCCGAAACCCACGCCACCAAGCGACGUCGACUGCCAUCUUGCUCUCGAUGACCAGACUAUUGAGAACGCCAUUUCUCUCAGUCUGGCUAAGCUGUCACUGAGAAACGCCACAACCCCUGACGACAACACAGAGGGAAACAGUCCGUCCACUCAAGACCCAGCCCCCUCCCGUCGAGAGGAAGGAGGAAGAGAAAGAGGAGGAAGAGGGGACAGUGUGCAGCGCCUGAGCGACAUGAGCCUUUCCACCGAAUCCUCUGCCGACUCACUAGACUUUUCCCAGGGCUUCUUCCCCCCUCUCUCUGAACCCAGCCCCCCCACCACCAACAACCUGGUCCUGCCCCCCCUCACCCACCCCUACAGCAGCAUGGAGGAAGAUGAUGAUGAUGAUGAAGACGAAGCAGACUUCGGCGGGAGCCUGGAGAGCGACCAAGACCAGGACCUGACCAUCACCCCUCCUGGGCUGCGCACCAAACGGCGAGCCAGCGCCGGGGCCAUGGUCAUCCAGCGGGCCCUCAGGGGCCACCUCCGUAAAAUGAGUGGGGUGUUCAACUCGCUGAUGACCCCAGAGAAACGGGCCAUACGGAGAGUCCUGGAGCUGUCGAGGGACAAGGGGUCUUACUUCGGCUGCCUGGUGCAGGACUACCUGAGCUUCCUGCAGGAGGGAGGCGGCAGCCAGGCCUGGCAGUGCCACGCAUCAGGACUGGAGUUGCUGCAGACGCUACGCCAGUUCAUCACCCAGAUGAAGAGCUACCUGCGGCAGAGCUCUGAGCUGGAGCCUCCCAUCGAGUCACUCAUCCCAGAGGACCAGAUCGACUAUGUCCUAGAGAAGGCAAUGCAUAAGAUUGUCCUGAAGCCCCUAAAAGGUGUGGUGGGAGUGGCCCUCCAGGAGUUCCAGGUCCGCAGCGGGGCAUGGCAGGAGCUUAAGGAGAACCUCUCAUUGGCCAAGGUCCGGCAGCCCCAGGAAAUGGGCGUGACCGACGCACUCCCUCCAGAUCCAGUCGCCAUAGAGAAGAUCCGGCACAAGUUUCACACCAUGUGUAAACUCUACUCCCCUGAGAAGAAGGUGACCAUGCUGCUGCGCGUGUGUAAACUCAUCUAUACCAUCAUGGAGGACAACUCAGGUCGUCUGUACGGGGCAGAUGACUUCCUGCCCAUGCUGACCUAUGUGUUGGCCCAGUGUGACAUGCCUCAACUAGAUAACGAGAUCCUCUACAUGAUGGAACUGCUGGACCCCUCUCUGCUCAAUGGAGAAGGUGGAUACUACCUGACCAGUGCGUACGGAGCCAUGUCCCUCAUUAGGAACUUCCAAGAGGAGCAAGCAGCUCGUGUACUCAGUUCUGAAACACGCAACACACUCCACCAGUGGCACCGUCGCCGCACCACCCAGCGCACUGCUCCCUCUGUAGACGACUUUCAGAACUACCUGCGAGUGGCGCUCCAGGAGCUGGACAGCGGCUGCACGGCCAAAACCCUGCAGGUGCAGCCCUACGCCACCACAGAGGAAGUCUGCCAGAUCUGUGCCUACAAAUUUAAAGUUCCCGACCCUGAGGAUUACGCUCUGUUCCUGCUCACUGAGGGCUCGAGCCAGCAGCUAGCCCCUGACACAUACCCCCAGAAGAUCAAAGCUGAGCUCCACAGUCGACCCCAGGCCGCACCUUUUCACUUCGUCUUCCGUCGCGUGGCUAACCUCAAUGAACUGGACGUGACCUCUUUUGACCCCCAGUCCAUCCUCAAUGACGUCACCCUUACCACGGACUCUGAGCCCAAUCACAAUGAUGUAGCCUUAACCCCUUCGGACCCCCAGGCCAACUUCAACCUGGGUCUCAGUCCCAGUCUCAGCCUCAGUCUACCCCCCAACCAGCAAAAUGGCAACUCCAUAUCUAUCUGAGGCUGCAGGGCUGGAAACCCUCCAUCUGGACAUUCUUUCUGUAACCCAACAAAACUGAUCUGAGCUGUGUUUAACUGGAUUGAACUGGGCCUAACUGGGUUAAGCUGAGCCAUGCUGAGUUUAGCCAAAACAAACUUCCCGUUUUGAUGAAUCUUCUGUCUAGCAGGGCGUCCUCAAAGCGGAAAGCUUUGUCUAAGUACAGGAGGAAAGGAGAGGAAGAGGGAAGGAAAUGCGACAGAUGGGGUUAUUUUGCAGCUCUAUUUGUGAACCUUUGGGACAUGGCACUCAAGGAGCACACGUGAGGGCAAACGCCACUCACAUAAAGGAUGGAUAUGGAUGGAUAAAGUGAGGGCCAACACCACUCACAUUAAGGAUGGAUAAAAGCUUUGAAAUAGUCUUGUUACAGACAGACCGUCUAUACGGUCAUACUGCAAAAGUGUCUGAAAGUUCAGAUUCGGGUCAGUUUUUGGUUUGUAACUCCUAGUGGUGAAGCAAAGGAUAAGUCGAGGGAAAGCUGAUCUCAGAUCUGUGGAUAGGGGUAACUUUUGUCUGCAAUGGUUCAAUCUAGUGAUGUACUCAUUCUGUCCAUUCACUUUUUCUUCAGACAGAAUAUAGCCUUUAUAGCAAAUAUACAGCAUUUACUUUAUCUGGGUGAUAGCCUACAUCUAUUAUGAAUUACUUGUUGCAGUUGCUGGUAAAAUUGCAGGAUAUGUAUUUUUAUGGAAUAUUGUUUUAUCAUUGCAUGUUCUUUUCUUUGUUAAAUGUUAAAGCGGGCAUGUCUGCCAGUGACGAAAUAAUGAACGUCCUUAAUGUUAUGAUUAUCCAGGAGAUAUGAUACUGUACAUCCCUCAUAGCUAAUCCUUAGUUAGAGGUCAUUGCUGUCAUAGUGAUUGUGUGAUAUAUGAUUGACUGGCUUGGUCUACAGUACCGGCGUCAAAUCCCAGACAAGGUCAUGAAAUAAUGUACUACUGACAAAUAUUAAAAGUAGGCCUAAAUUGCCUUGUGAAAUUUGGUGUGUCAAUUCUCAAGCUGGUCUGAGAUUAUGCACACACACACACACACACACACAAAUGCACAAACUUGUGUGUGUUUUGGCUCUUGGCUGGUAAGAUUUUGAGCAUUGGGUAUGAGGGCAUAAGAGAUUUGCAAGGACGCAGAUUUGAGAAAAAAUAAGAAACCUGCACACUGCUCUUGCUAGGUAUCACUGCUCUUUUUUUAAGCUUUGACAAAGGCCUUGAGUCGAUACGUGAAGGUUAAUAAAGAGCAGUGAUACUAGCAAGCGCAAUGUGCAGGUUUCUUUUUCAAUUGUUACCAUGCACCUGCAACAAAGAUAGCUAAGAUGUGCGAGUGCCUUUUGAAUUUUGAAUGACACAGAUUUAAAAGACGGAGAGUGAAAAGAAUGAGAUGUGAAGUAGAACUGAAUCAUUAAUAAAAUAAGGCUCUAAUGUUUCGUUAACUGAACACAAAUCAUGUUUAAACAUUGCAUUCUAUUAAUGUAUCAGUACUUCAAUGUUUACCAUUUUGAAAUGUAGAGUUGGGCAUUGCUGGUGUUGUAGAAUGAUAACAGAAAAGUGAAAUGGUAAAUGUGAUUGAGGAAAGGUUGAGGAGGCAAUAGCAUUAUUGUUAAACACUAUGUAGCUUAUAAUGUUAGUUAAAAAUAUUGAAAUAUAUUUAAACUUUUUUGGGACUUAGGCGUUAUCCUGUUUUAAAUGUACUUAUACUGUAAUACAAUUGCUACUCUAACAAGAUUUUAAAUGAUACACAUUUUUGUAUUUAUAUGUAUCUGUGCUGGGAUUUUUUCACAGAUUGCAAUAUAACAGAUAUGGAAAAAGCAGUCUUCCAAGAUCAACAAGAAAUGUACUUAUGUUCCUACGCUAAAGACUCUCUGUACGUAUCAUUGAAUGAUAUUAUUUUGCACUCAAUAAACUUUGGUCAUGAAUUUGACUGUG
Messenger RNA from Oncorhynchus masou masou (cherry salmon), 5582 nucleotides. RefSeq names its product Ras and Rab interactor 2a (gene rin2a). Lineage: Eukaryota; Metazoa; Chordata; Actinopteri; Salmoniformes; Salmonidae. Gene Ontology annotation, biological process: signal transduction; vesicle-mediated transport. The record is from RefSeq and is a predicted model, not a curated record. Gene Ontology annotation, cellular component: endocytic vesicle; cytosol. Gene Ontology annotation, molecular function: small GTPase binding; guanyl-nucleotide exchange factor activity. The coding region runs from base 376 to 3633 and encodes 1085 amino acids. The transcript is spliced from 12 exons.